This is a messenger RNA of Olea europaea var. sylvestris, 1087 nucleotides long. RefSeq names its product urease accessory protein G. Lineage: Eukaryota; Viridiplantae; Streptophyta; Magnoliopsida; Lamiales; Oleaceae. Gene Ontology annotation, molecular function: nickel cation binding; GTPase activity. The record is from RefSeq and is a predicted model, not a curated record. The transcript is spliced from 7 exons. The coding region runs from base 105 to 947 and encodes 280 amino acids.
CGUCACUACAACAAUUUGUUGUACUGCAUCUGUGGUUUGUACUGACGCAAAUAAAUCUUCAACUCUCAGAUUUCCCACCGAAUAAACUGCAAAAUUUUGAUUAAAUGGCUUCACAAGAGCAUCAUGUGCAUGACCAUCAACAUGCUCAUGAGCAUGAUCAUCACCAUCACCAUCAUACCCAUGGGGAUUCGGGAACAGGGUCAUGGGUGGGCCCGGACGGGAGGGUGUACCAUAGCCAUGACGGACUGGCACCACACUCUCAUGAGCCAAUUUACUCCCCAGGCUACUUUAGCAGAAGGGCACCUCCGCUUAUCAACAGAGAUUUCAAUGAAAGAGCCUUCACUAUUGGUAUUGGUGGUCCUGUUGGUACUGGAAAAACAGCUUUAAUGCUAGCUUUAUGUAAAUUCCUGAGGGACAAGUACAGUCUUGCAGCUGUGACAAAUGAUAUAUUCACAAAAGAGGACGGUGAAUUCUUGAUAAAGCAUGGAGCACUUCCUGAAGAAAGGAUUCGUGCUGUAGAAACUGGUGGCUGCCCACAUGCUGCUAUUAGAGAAGAUAUCAGCAUUAAUCUUGGGCCUCUCGAGGAGCUCUCCAAUCUGUACAAAGCAGACAUACUUCUUUGUGAAUCUGGAGGAGACAAUCUAGCUGCCAAUUUCAGCAGAGAACUGGCCGACUAUAUAAUCUAUAUAAUUGAUGUAUCUGGUGGUGAUAAAAUUCCUCGAAAAGGAGGUCCAGGCAUUACACAAGCUGACCUUCUUGUAAUAAACAAAACUGACCUGGCAGCUGCAGUUGGAGCUGAUCUACAGGUCAUGGAACGUGAUGCAGUUCGAAUGAGGGAUGGUGGUCCAUUUGUUUUUGCGCAGGUCAAGAAUGGUGUUGGCGUGGCGGAGAUAGUUAGCCACAUUUUACAGGCUUGGGAAGUAGCAACAGCGAAUAAGCGCCGUUGACUUGUUGUGCACUAUGUUUUCCAUAUUAUGUUAAUAAGAAUUGGCAAACUUGCUUAGCUUGUACUUUUUAUGUUCUUUCCCGUUUCUCUGGAAAUUCGAAUGAAGAUCUUUAUAUUAGCUUAACGAGAACUUUAUAUUCA